Molecule: messenger RNA, 1740 nt
Organism: Coregonus clupeaformis (lake whitefish)
Lineage: Eukaryota; Metazoa; Chordata; Actinopteri; Salmoniformes; Salmonidae
Product: sialate O-acetylesterase-like
Exons: 10
Coding region: 25-1638 (537 amino acids)
Biological process (GO): carbohydrate metabolic process
Molecular function (GO): sialate O-acetylesterase activity
Source: RefSeq, a predicted model, not a curated record
CUAGCUAGUAAGUAAAGUUAGACAAUGCGUCUGAGGAUAUGUUUGUGUUUUCUCACUAUUUUAGGAUCCUUGUAUGCCUCUGAUGGCGGGUUCCGCUUUGCCUCCUAUUAUGGGGAUCACAUGGUUCUGCAGAAGGCCCCAGAGAGGGCUGUGUUGUGGGGCUAUGGACCCGAUGAUGCUGAGGUCACGGUCUUUCUAUCAGGAGGACCAGUCACUAACAAAACACCUGCUGUCAGUGUGGCUGCCGGGAUAUGGAGGGUGACCCUUGUCUCAACGGAAGCUGGCGGUCCCUACAAUGUGACUGCAGUCCUCCAGAACAACCACAGUAUCACUCUCACAGAUGUGCUGUUUGGGGAUGUCUGGCUGUGUGGGGGACAGAGCAACAUGGCUUUCACAACUUCUCAGGUGUUCAAUGCAUCAGAAGAGUUAGCUCUGGCCUCCAAGUUCCCUCAGGUGCGUAUCUUUAUGGCUGCCUUGGAGCAGAGUUACACUGAGCUGACUGACUUGGCUGGAGUGGAGGUGCCCUGGUCCGUCCCCACAGCAGAGUUGCUGGGUGGUGGGGAUUUCAAGCACUACUCUGCAGUGUGCUGGAUGUUUGGGCGCCACUUGUACAAGACGCUGAAGUACCCCAUCGGCCUAGUGACGUCCUGCUGGGGAGGCACACCUGUAGAGGCAUGGUCCUCCCCACGAGCACUCCAACACUGUGACCUGGACAGGAUUAAGGGGUUCCCCAUGCCACAUACACCUCCAAUGUAUUUGUCUAAGAGGACUAACUCUGUGUUGUGGAAUGCCAUGAUCCAUCCACUUCUCAACAUGACCAUCAAAGGAGCUAUCUGGUACCAAGGCGAGGCAAAUGCAGAGUACAAUCAGAAGAAAUACUCCUGUUCCUUUCCCUCCAUGAUUGAUGACUGGAGGAUGGCUUUCCACCAGAGUUCAGCGGGGCAGACGGCACCAGAUUUCCCCUUUGGAUUUGUACAGCUCUCUACGUAUAGAAAGGCCUCCUUAAGUGAGGGAUUUCCAAACAUACGCUGGCACCAGACUGGAGACUAUGGCUUUGCUCCCAACCUGCGUAUGAGGAACACAUUCAUGGCCGUUGCUAUGGACUUAGGAGAUACAAUGUCUCCUUAUGGCAGUAUCCAUCCCCGGGACAAGCAGGACGUGGCCUACAGACUGUCUCUAGGGGCGAGAGCUGUGGCUUAUGGGGAGGAGGGCGUCUCAUUCCAGGGGCCUUUCCCUAACCGGAUCCUGGUCUCAGACCAGUAUCUCAACAUUAUUUAUGCUCAGAGAAUCUCAGUCACUCAAUCCAAAGAUAUCUUUCAGAUUUGCUGCUCAGGGGUGAGGGCACCCUGUAACGCUCUGUCACUGUGGAUCCCAGCUCCCAUACUGCAGUGGAGUGUUAGCGCCGUCCAAGUGUCCACCGCUAACUGUUUCAUGAACGAUGUAGCCGGAUUGCGCUACGCAUGGAGGGACUGGCCUUGUGACUUUAAGGCAUGUCCUAUUAACAGUGCUGAUGGGGUUCUACCUGCACCUCCCUUCACUCUCAAUCGCUGGCUGGCAAGGAGUGAAACUAGCACGCCCCUCCCCUCUCCUAGGCAGGAGGGGGUGUGGAAUAUGGCCAAUAUACCACACCUGUUCUAAAGCGAGACGUAACACUUAGUGCCUGGACAGCCCUUAGCUGUGGUAUAUUGGCCAUAUACCACAAACCCCCAAGGUGCCUUAUUGCUAUUAAACUGGUUAUCA